Molecule: messenger RNA, 6359 nt
Organism: Cylicocyclus nassatus
Lineage: Eukaryota; Metazoa; Nematoda; Chromadorea; Rhabditida; Strongylidae
Source: the annotation of a GenBank genome assembly
AGAGGAUAGCGGUGAAAGUGGACAAGUUCGAAGUCGCUUUCGGAUUUCGUAAUGGCGGCCGACAUGCCAGCAAGUGUCCCUCCAGAGGCUGAACCGGAGUCGAGCCCAUCACCACGUCCAGUUCGGGCUCCGUCAGAACAAAUGCUCGCUGAGUUUCACGAACUGUACCAGGAUGAUUCCCCGGAAGAUGAGGAACCGUCGAGCGAAGAAAGGAACGUUUCGUUGAAGGAUUUCGUGCUGAGGCCAAAAUGUAGUCGUUGCGUCAUUUUCCGUGACAACUGCAUUGGAUACCUGAACGCGCUUUCUGAUCUUUCUCCUCGCAUAGGCGAAUUAGAGGCGCUCAGGCCGGAGAUCAAAAUGCUGAAGAAACUCAACGCAGACUUGACCACCCAGCUUGAGGAUAGCAUUCGAUCUGAGCAAACGCUCAAAGCGCGGGUUACUGCUGGCGACGAAGAGAAUGCGAAGGUGAAAGAACAAUUAGAGUCCCUGGAGAAAGAUUAUUAUAGUUUGGCAAAGGCAGCCGAAGAAGGAAAAAAGCACGCACAUGAAGCCAGUGUCUGGCGUGUGAAAUACGAAAAAACGUUGGACAUCUGCGAGAAAUUGCAAGAUAAGAGGAAAAGAGAGACUGCUAAUUUCGAAAAGUUGCUCAAUCUCGCCGAAGGAUAUAAAAAGGAGUUAGAUGCAACGAAAGCCAAAUUCCAAGAAGAAAAGGCUCAGCAUGUCGUUUGGGCUAGCGCUUCAAAGAGAUAUGUACCAAGACUGUAUGCGCUAGUAAAGACUAUAAUGUCUGACUCAAACGUGGUAGCUCAGCUUUCGAGCAAAACUCAGGCUGAAGCUGCUAAAUUGUGUGCUCCUGAAGUGAAAAAGGCUCUGAGAGUUCCGGUCGUCGAUGAAGAGGAAGACGAAGAAAGUGUUUUGCUGGAAAGAUUGCUCAAUGCUGAGUCGACGUCGGAAAAAGGACCUCAGCUAGAUGAGCCUAGCGGAAGUGACUUUGAUACGUCUGCGAAGAAGGUUGAGUCACUGCUUCACAAGCCAAUAAGCGACAUUCCUGCACCUGUGCCUUCUGCUACUGAUCUCUUAUUGUCUGAGCUCAACGACGAAGAGGCUGAUGAGUUGCUUGCUGCCGGAGCUGAAGCGCUCAAUAGUAUUCCAUCUAAAUCGCCUGCUAAAAGAGGUGGGGGAAGCGCACGUGGUAGAGGGCGUGGCGCUAGGAAAGGACGAGGCCCUAAGCAAACCCCAGCAUUUGCUGCUAGCUUUGACCAUGACAGUAUUGAUAGACGUUAUGAUGAAAUGCUGCAGUCCAAGCUCAAGCGUGGUGGUACCAAUGAAGCUUCUGAUCUUGGCAGCGGCGGCUUGAAGCACAUGAGUAUCCAUGGGAAGAAAACUAUGACAGUUCGUGAACAGCAACAAGCUCAGAUGAAAGUCUCUAUAAAAGAGAAGGUUGCCAUGAUGAAAAAUCUUGAGAAAGCAAAAGAGAAUGUCUCUGAAACGCUAGAUGGUGGUGAAGGUUCAUCGAAAGACAUAAAUGUUGCAAAAACAGUGGAUGGUGACACGCAGAACGAAGAGACGACCUCGCCGACCAAGUCUAGCUAUUCCGUUAGGAACGACUUAGUUAUGUCUGCUUCUCCUUCACCUGCUUCUAGCAUCGCUGCAGAGCCAAUCGUCGAAGCUCGAGACGAAGCAGCUGACAAGGGUGUUGAUGCCCAUGAAUUCCUUGCACUUGAAGAAUUUGGUACCUUGGAACAAGGUGAUACUCCAAGCAAUGCUGAGGUUGAGAAUGAAAAUGCUGCUGCCAUGGAAAUGGAAGUUGUGCCUACAUCUGGUGAUACACAUGGGGAAACGAUGGAGCCACUGACGGGCACUUCAGAGUUGUCCGAAGAGGUGGUUAGUGAACCACCCGUCGAAAAAAUUGUUGAUGAACGCUUCAUGGAGGAACAAUCCAGCGAGAUUCAUCCCCAGGCAGUGAUUGAUGAAGAUGCCGUGAGCACUGAACAUCAACAAAGGAUUGAGGAGCCUCACAUGGCUGAUGUUGUUUUGGAAAUGCCCAAUACAGAGAAUAAAGAAGGAGGCAAAUUGCUUGAUUUGGCUGCUGAAAAUCUGGAAGUGGCUCACGUUAUGGAAGAAAGUGCAACACCUGAAGAUGAAGAAGGAAUGGGGGAAAUUUCCAAAGAGGUUGGAGCGACGGGCCUUGAUACGGCUGAGCUUACAAGGGAAACCGCGACUGUUGUGGAAUUCACAUUUGAGGGAAGGGCAGCCAAAGAAUCACGAGAGGCUACAGGAAAAUCACCUGUUGUGGGAACAUCGGUGGAAAUAACUGUAAAUAUUGAAGAGCAUCAACAUACCGAGAAUGAACCACAGGAAGAAACUGCAGAUGAGGGAGAAGUAACGGUUGCUGAGGGGACGGAAGCGCCAAUGGUAGCAGAAUCUGUUGUACCUUCUGACGAAGUAGCAAGCACAGAGGAGGAAGCAGCCAUGUCAGUGUUAGUGAAGCCCCCUAAACCUCAUCUUGCAAAAGAUACAAAACGUGCUCUUGGACUGAUGCGACGUUUGGAAGUUGAUCUGAAGGAUGUGGUAGAACCAAUACCGGAUGCAGAGAUAGCUAAGAAAAGGUUGAGUACUGAUGGGCCGUCUUCCGAUCUUGCAAAACCAGCUGACAUCACUGAAUCACAAGCUGAUGCUUUGGAAUCAUCUACGACUGAUGCAGCUCACAAUGAAGUGGACGAAGAAAGGGAUCGCGAAGAGGCAAUGAAGUUACACGCUGCACUUAAUCUUCCAUCUUUGCGUGCCCGAAAGGAUCUCGAACACCGCUCACGAGAUGGAAUCAAGGAAGGAGCGCCUAAGCCCGAUGCUACUGCAAGGAUGACCGGUAGGAAACGAAGCAUAAACGCACAGCCUAUCACGGAUUCUCCGCAGCCUGAAAGCUCGCUCAGAAAUGAGGACAAAGCCAAGCAAAAGGAACCUUCUACCGUCGAACAAGCCGAUAUGAAUGACAUAGUUGGCUCAAUUUUGGCUGGAGCCCAUACUGCGACCGUGGCACCAUCAGGAGUUACUCCUGUUCCAUCGCUGCCGGAUCCUAAUGUCCUUGAAAACUCUUCCUAUGGAGUUCCAAAGCCAAAAUCAAGCAUAUCUAAUGCAGCUGAAAUUGGUCCUCAGCCAUCGCUAAAAACCUUUGAUUCUACUCCAAAGCUCACUGAUAGUCGAAAGUCUCGUGUAAAAACCACACAGAGACCUCCCAGUGCCGAACAUGCACCUGCCAGACUUGCUGCUGCUUUUGAUGGGCAGACAGCUUCGGUAAAUCCAGCAGUGACUGUGAACACACAAGCAGCUACUCAAUCUGUUGAUGACAAGCCAAGAAUCAAGCGAGGACGUGGUCGUCCAAAGCGUCAACAUCCUCACUCUGUCAUGCUAACAUCAGCAAAGUCUGCAAUGGAAACCGCAGAGGAAGCAAAAAUUCAAAGGAGAUCAGCUGUAUCCCCUUCAUCGAGCUCUGCAUAUGUUACCAACGAAGAAGCUGUUGCAUCGGUGCAGAAUUCCUCUGAGGUAACUUCUAGUGCUGUGGCUGAGCCGAGCAAUUUGCGUGAUGAGGCAGUACACUUGCGUGAUGAGGCAGUACUCAAAACAUCGACGUUGCCAACUGUUUCUAAGAACGCCGAAAAUGUGGUUGAGCAAGCAGCUAGCAAAGAAGAGGCAGGGAGUAUGCAGGCCACUCACGAUACAAGGAAGAAAGGAAGCGUUGCACACGAUGCGGACAAUGCUGCUCCUGCGGCUUCUGGACCAUCUGAAGCUCACAAAGAAGCUCCAUCUAGCGCCGUAGGAAUUUCGAGGAAGCGCCAGCCUGAACCACCUUUGAAGUCAAUUCUUCCGAAAAGGACAAAGUUGACCCACUUACAACCAACUUCUGAAUCGUCACCUGCACUCCAUACUCGCCGACGUGGCUCUGCUGCAUCGCCUUUAGAGCUUGAUUUCUCCAUUCCGACAAGAACCAGAACAAGAACGGGACCAGUAGCUCCGAAGAGACGAAAGCCUGUGGAAGAGAGUAAGGCUGAACCCACGCAGCAGAAAGGAAGCUUAUCGGAAGCUAGCACUGAUGACGAGGAUAGGCUCUGCAUAGCUGAGCAUAACGAAGGCGAGGCGCAGCCGCCACCAGUUCAAGCAAGCGAGCCAGGAAAGGAAACUGUUUUUGGAUUAGAAGAAGAAGCUGAUGAUGAAGAACGCCUUGUUAUCGCAAAUGAAGAGGAUGAAGAGCGAGCGGCAGACGCCGUGGAAAAGGCAGCUGGAGAUCUCACAACAGCGCCUGAGGUAACUGCUGAAAAAGUUGCGUCUGAGGAUAGAGGAGAUGAGGGAGCUGUGAGCCAGCCUUCUUUGGCGCUACACGCCACACGCAGUAGUAAACGAAUUACAAGCAAGGAUGUGUCGUCUUCUACAAAUGAAUCUGCUAGAAAUUUGGACACAACAACGGAGAAAACUCCCCGGGCUCGCAGCGGAGUUCUGCAAGCAGUGAGGCGCUCGUUAGCUAAGCCUGGUUCUGGCCCAGCGACAAUGCAUAGGCUGAGCUCUAGAAUUGCAAAACAAUUGCAGCAAAGUGGUAGUGGUAUAGUAACUCGUACUAGUGCGGUAAGAAAGCGAUCUUCUAUUAGAACUCCGCGAGGACAUCCUGAAAUAACUAAGCCACUCCCUGCACCGGUCUCUGUGUCUACAAAGAUCAACUUGCGUAGCUCUGGACCUGCAGAUAAUGAACCAUCUACCAUCCAAAGAGAAUCGUUGGUUGGUAGGAAGGUUCCUGCACGAGGACUGAAAAGAAGAGUUGAAGAAUCGACAGAGACUGUGAGCUCACCUAAGAAAGCGGCGGCAGUGGAAAAUACGCUACAAAAGAAACUCCAUGGAGUGCUCACGUCCGAGCAGAAAAUUGAGGUUAUCCGUAAUACACUUGGCGAAGAUGUCGACGCGAUCGCAAAAAUGGAUCCGGAUGAAUUCGCAUCAACUAUGAUGAAGUGUUCUCUCAACUUGCAGUCAGGAGAUGUGUGGACUCUUGUACAAACGUUUUAUAGCAUGUCCGAAUUCUCAUAUAUACCCAAUAGAAAGGAAGAUAUGCUUAUCAAUAUUGCGAAUGAACUCGCUGGAGGUCCACAGAUAUGGGUGCCUUAUGUAAAGAAACUUUUAGUAACGAUCAGUACUCAAGCUAUUAAUGCUGUGAACACAACUCGUUACGUGCGACUGCUUUGUUGGGCGCUAAAUCAUGCGGGCGAUUUGCUCUCAGUUGAUGAGAAGAAGAAUUAUUUGCGUGCUGCAUUGGUCAGGAUCUUUUUGAAUGAUGUGACCGUUGCUAUCAAAGCCACAACUAAUGUACUCUUGUCCCCUGCAGCGGAAUGGCUAGACUGGAUGAAUGAUAAGAAUGACCCAUUCUUUGUGAUCCUUUCGCUGGCUUUAUCUUCAAGACAGGCUGAAGGCAAGAUUCUUCUCUGGGCAUGGUUCCAACAGUUUUCUCAGGAGCUCCAAGUAUUGGACGUAUCUCCUGCAUCUCUAAGGAAAACAUUCGAUGAACUUCUUGAACGACUGGACAAACUCGCCGCAAGCCGCGGUGAAAGUCGAGCGGAUGACAUUGCAAACACGCUGCCCACCGAGGAAGAAAUAGCUUUGAUGAACAUCGCUACUUCAUUCUUUCCCCCAGGAAGUGGUACGACCGUAGUUGCCAAAACUGUUGUCGGUGAAAUCCUGAAAGAUUGCGUCAGUCGUAUCAGAACGGCUCUGAAUCCUCGCACAAUAGAUGGUGAUAGGGAGUGGCCAAAAGCGCUAAUGGUAGAUUGUCGACUGAGAAUAUGCAUCAAUCUGGCCAUGAAAGCCAUAUUGUGCAAGGAUGCAACUUUGAGCCGAGAAUUUUGCGCUUUACUCCAGAGUGACAUUUCAUCGGUCCGCGAUCUUCGAGAUGAUGUGGAGAAAUCCGUUGAAGAGAGACCUUGGAUGAGAGUUUACCAUGACGUCAUCAAUGACAUUUUGGGUCUCAUGCAGACAUUAACCUCCUAUGAGCUCUAAUAACAUUUAGGAACUACAAGUUCGUGACAUGGUUACAUGGGUUGUCUUUGAUCUCUUGUAUCUGAUGGAAAAGAGUGGUAGAAUCAUUGCUUUACCUUUUGAAUCUUGUUACUAAUCAGUGUAAAUUAGACUCAUUCUUGCCUUAAUUUUAAAAGAGAGUUUUGUUUCCUUUGUUUACCUCAAAAAUCCGGUUAUUGAGACUGGUAUUUCUGCAUCGGUGCUAUGUUGUUUUUGUUAUGCUAUAUGUUAAUAAUCACAGAGGUAUGUAACAUUCGUUGUUAAACUUAGUAUAGUAAAGUUGUCUCCCUUGCUGUUAAAGAAGUAAUCAC